Messenger RNA from Saccharomyces cerevisiae S288C, 939 nucleotides. It is a transcript of the gene DYN3, whose product is annotated as dynein light intermediate chain. Gene Ontology annotation, cellular component: cytoskeleton. The record is from RefSeq and is marked reviewed. The coding region runs from base 1 to 939 and encodes 312 amino acids. The transcript has a single exon. Lineage: Eukaryota; Fungi; Ascomycota; Saccharomycetes; Saccharomycetales; Saccharomycetaceae.
AUGGAUAAUUGUAAUGCCUGGGACAAAUUAUUGUCUCAGAAUGAAUCCACAAUCAACAGCACAGAGACUGCUACGAUAACAGCAAUCAUAUAUUCCCCAUCAAGUAAAACACUGCAUCAAUUUAUAAAUAUCUGUUUUCCAGAGGGAAGCAAUUCAAUACUGGAUACCACUUUGAUUAAUUACGCCACCAUAGGAUGGACCAACGACUUAAAGGAAAAUUAUUCUGUCGAUGUUUACACGCUAAUAAGAAACACUGACGAUGCACUAGAUCUUCUAAAGCCGUUUUUACAAGAACAUAGUUCGAAGGUUCGCUGGCUCAUAUUAUUAGAUUGGACACUGAACGACCAAAAGUUGUGGCUGAAUGAACUAUCCUACGCAUUCAAUAAAAUUAAGCAACUGAAUGACGAUAAUGAAUUUUCUGUAUGGUGCUUAAACAGUGGCGAAAUAUUAAACUUACAAAGACACACUACAGUAUGGCAGUCAGUACAUAUUGACUUCAUUUUGCAAACGUUAAGAUCGUUUUGCUAUUUUAAUGAUAGCUCACUAUUCUAUAUAUGCGAAGACCAUACCGAAGAGAAACGAGAGGAAGCACAAAGGCUUAAAUACCAAGAGCUUCUAAAGCAUUUUUGUGAAGAUAGAGAUAUGAAAGAUCAUAUUGAAAUGGUCAAACGCAGUGAGAUAUUAAUACCGAAGGGGUGCGAUUCUAUUGGAUUGAUAAAAACAGUAGACGAAAGAUUUGAGCCUACUGAGGUGAAAGAGCAACACUUUUUGGCCCGAUAUAUGGACUUUAUACCAACAAUUGAUAAAAUCAGAGAAGAUAGGAAAACAACCUCUGGUAUCGACCUUGAUAAACUAUAUCCUUUAGAAGUUUUCAAAGUUAAUAUUCAAGAGGAAUUAGGCAAAAUGUUCGCAAAAUAUAGGGAAAAUUCGAGGAUUUAG